UUAGCUGUGAUUUGGUCACAGCUAAUCACAUGACAUGUGCAUGUGAUUAGCUGUGACCAUUCACAGCUAGGCACUAGUAUACAAUGGAUGGCAUCAUGAAUGAAGCCAUCCAUUGUAUACAACUGUCAUGUGACCUGCUGUGAUUGGUCACAGCAGGUCACAUGGCACCAGCAACGGGAGCCGGUACUCGGAUCUGUCAUCGGCCGUGUCCGAGAGGUCCCGCACAGCGAUCACACCGGAUCGCAAUGCCAUGCACUCCCAGGGAGCACGCACAGGCAGUGAAUGUGGGGGCCAUUUAUAA
Messenger RNA from Staurois parvus, 301 nucleotides. NCBI's taxonomy places the organism in Eukaryota, Metazoa, Chordata, Amphibia, Anura, Ranidae. The record is from the annotation of a GenBank genome assembly.